UCGCGGGAGACGCCAUUCGUGUCAGCUGCUUUCGAAAAGGAGUGUUGCAAACACCGUUGCUCUCGCGUUUUUUGGGCCUUGAUUCCCGAAUUGCAGGGGGUCUUGUGGCCUCGCACGUUUCUACUUCGACUUUCCGGGCGCCAUGUGGCCCAGAUGAUACGCCCGCGAGGCCAGUUUUGCUACGACUGAGGUUUCUGGACACGGCCAGAUAAUGGGACUGUUGCUCUCCAAAUUGUGGAAUCUUUUCGGAAAUGAAGAACACAAGAUAGUGAUUGUUGGGCUGGACAACGCCGGCAAGACGACGAUUCUCUAUCAGUUCCUAAUGAAUGAGGUUGUCCACACAUCUCCAACGAUUGGCUCAAACGUCGAGGAAGUGGUGUGGAAGAACAUUCACUUCAUCAUGUGGGACCUGGGCGGGCAGCAGAGUUUGCGCGCCGCCUGGAGCACCUACUACACCAACACCGAGUUCGUCAUAUUGGUGGUCGACUCGACCGACCGGGAGCGGCUGGCCGUGACCAGGGAGGAGCUCUACCGGAUGCUGGCCAACGAGGAACUCGCCUCCGCAGCUGUGCUUGUCUUCGCCAACAAGCAGGACCUCAAGGGUUCGAUGAGCGCGGCUGAAAUCAGCAAGCAGCUUGACCUGACCUCCGUCAAAAAGAACCAGUGGCACAUCCAGUCCUGCUGCGCUCUCACUGGUGAAGGACUGUACCAAGGACUGGAGUGGAUAUGCAGCCAACUGAAGAAAAAGUGAAACCGUUUUUGAGUGAUUCACUUGUGCAGACUAAGCAAACAUUCGACCGGUGCUUCUUGCAAAGACAUUUCCAUUAUCUGUGUGUGAUCAUCAUUCCCCAGAAUAAAUCCAAAUAUUUUAUUCUUUACAACA
Neocloeon triangulifer is the source of this 883-nucleotide messenger RNA. RefSeq names its product ADP-ribosylation factor-like protein 5B (gene Arl5). Gene Ontology annotation, cellular component: cytoplasm; trans-Golgi network. Lineage: Eukaryota; Metazoa; Arthropoda; Insecta; Ephemeroptera; Baetidae. Gene Ontology annotation, molecular function: GTP binding; GTPase activity. The record is from RefSeq and is a predicted model, not a curated record. The transcript has 5 exons. Gene Ontology annotation, biological process: protein localization to Golgi membrane; intracellular protein transport; vesicle-mediated transport. The coding region runs from base 212 to 751 and encodes 179 amino acids.